GGAGCCAGGAUCGUCUCGCCCGCCCCCGCUUCACGCUGGCUCCUGAUAGGCAGCUAGAGCUGUCCGUUUUGACAGAAACCUGUGCGCAGGCGCAGAAAGGCACGGGACUGGGCCGGGUGUUCGCUACGCGGGGCUACCGGAUCGGUCGGAAAUGGCAGAGGUGGAGGAGACACUGAAGCGACUGCAGAGCCAGAAGGGAGUGCAGGGAAUCAUCGUCGUGAACACAGAAGGCAUUCCCAUCAAGAGCACCAUGGACAACCCCACUACCACCCAGUACGCCAGCCUCAUGCACAGCUUCAUCCUGAAGGCACGGAGCACCGUGCGUGAAAUCGACCCUCAGAACGAUCUCACCUUCCUUCGAAUUCGCUCCAAGAAAAAUGAAAUUAUGGUUGCACCAGAUAAAGACUAUUUCCUGAUUGUGAUUCAGAAUCCAACCGAAUAAGCCACUCUCGGCUCCCUGUGUCAUUCCUUAAUUUAAUGUCCCCCAAGAAUGUUAAUGUCGAUCAUGUCAGUGGACUGGCACGUGGCAGUCACCUUGGAACCCACUCAGACCAAUCCAGUGACCAUGUGUGGGCUGGCAGCUCUUCCUCCCCCACCAAAGGAACCCCUGUGUGCGCCAACCUUCCCCAGAGCUCCAGAGGGCCGUCUCUCCUCACUUCCAGGUUUUAGAGCAAGAGCUUGCAAGAAGCCCGCACCCAGCUUCCUUCUGACCUUCAGUUCACUUUGUCGCCCUUGGAGAAAGCUGUUUUUCUUUAACUAAAAAUAACCAAAAUGCUUA
Chlorocebus sabaeus (green monkey) is the source of this 778-nucleotide messenger RNA. RefSeq names its product dynein light chain roadblock-type 1 (gene DYNLRB1). Gene Ontology annotation, cellular component: cytoplasmic dynein complex. Gene Ontology annotation, biological process: microtubule-based movement. NCBI's taxonomy places the organism in Eukaryota, Metazoa, Chordata, Mammalia, Primates, Cercopithecidae. The record is from RefSeq and is a predicted model, not a curated record.